GAUAGAUUUUCAGUUUGAUUUAAACUUUUCAUUUGCAUGUGCUACGAUUGUUACUUACACAAAAAUAAAAAAUAAAAAAUAGGAAAAAAAACGACGACAACGUAUACUAGCGAGUGCAUUGGAUUGAUUUUAUCCUGCUUUCCAUUUUCCAGCUGCAACAACUUGCAACACAUUUGCACAACUGCAGUCAGAGCUGAUCUGAGGAUUCCAAUUCGAUUUGUGCUAAAGCAGACCACAACAACAAUAACAACAGACAAGACAACACAUGCAAUUUAACAACGAUAAUCCAUCACCAGCUAUGGAGUCACACUUUGCUCUGGAACUAGAUAACCGACUGCUGUGGCUGCGCUACAUCAUCAGCAAUCUGAUAGGCGUCUACGAUCCCGAUAGUGUAACUGCAUUGAUAGAUAAUCACUUUGAAGAGUUCACACACUUUCUGAAUGACAAAUGUCUGCGCAAUUCCGAUAUCAGAUUGGUGUUGCUGACUGUGUGGCGCACUUACUAUGACAAGAUGGUCGAAAAGGAGAUCACAGUGCUGGAGGAAGUAAUUGAGCCACCACCACCAAGAAUUUCAAAGUUCGAAAAGGCUGGUAAAAAGAAAGGCAAACCGCCACCCAAAGCUGGCAAAGGUAAAGCUGCCAAACAUGCGGCAGCGCCGUCAGCGCCGUCAGCACCAUCAGCACAACCCACGACGGACGAAGAAUCACCCGGCGAGACAGGUGGCAUCACCGAUACCGAUGGUGGCACAAGUGUAGCGCCAACUACAACAACAGAGGGUGGUCAGACUACAGAAUUUGAAGGCGAAAGUCCCGAUGAAGGCGUACAAAGCGCUGUCAGCUCGGUUAGAACCGAAACCGCCAGCAAAAAAGGUGGCAAGAAGAAGCGACGCAGCACACGCCGAAGAACGACACAGAAGCCAACAAUCAGAUAUGUGGAAGUGAAGAAAACAGUACAGGAGUACGUAAAGACUCCACGUGUCCACUGCCACUUUGGUGAUAUUGACUCUAGCAAUCUUGAUCCGAACAUUAAAUACGUAUAUGUACUGCGUAAAGAUCCAUAUGGCAUACGUAAGUAA
Zeugodacus cucurbitae (melon fly) is the source of this 1075-nucleotide messenger RNA. RefSeq lists its product as uncharacterized. Lineage: Eukaryota; Metazoa; Arthropoda; Insecta; Diptera; Tephritidae. The transcript has 5 exons. The coding region runs from base 266 to 1075 and encodes 269 amino acids. The record is from RefSeq and is a predicted model, not a curated record.